Salvelinus sp. IW2-2015 is the source of this 3192-nucleotide messenger RNA. RefSeq names its product metabotropic glutamate receptor 4. Gene Ontology annotation, biological process: G protein-coupled glutamate receptor signaling pathway; regulation of synaptic transmission, glutamatergic. Gene Ontology annotation, cellular component: plasma membrane. NCBI's taxonomy places the organism in Eukaryota, Metazoa, Chordata, Actinopteri, Salmoniformes, Salmonidae. Gene Ontology annotation, molecular function: adenylate cyclase inhibiting G protein-coupled glutamate receptor activity. The coding region runs from base 341 to 3118 and encodes 925 amino acids. The transcript has 10 exons. The record is from RefSeq and is a predicted model, not a curated record.
CCCCCCCUGUGAGGGAUCUCCAUAGGCAGGGUGGUGAGUUACAGUGGGCAGAGGAGUGCCCACCACGUUGGUCAGACCAUGGAGUGAGGAGGAAAGAAGGAGAUGCAUAUGUAAGAAAGGAAGAGGAGAUAUCCUUUGAAGAACCGUCUAAAUUCAUGCUCCUAUUAUAAUUGAGUGCUUCUAAGAGCAAAGCAACAUGAGAGGACGCCUGUUCUGUGCCCACUGCUUCAAGAGUUAUUAUUAAGAUUAACCCUCUGGAUAUAGAGUAGACUAGUGUUCUUUGUGUUCCUGAAUCCGCUGGGUUCUAGAGUGUGUCUGGAUUUGUGUCUGGGCUGUGGUCAUGGGGUCUCAGCCCCAGGGGUGUGCUCUGCAUCGGACUGGCAGGAUCUGUCACAGAGGCAGCCUGAUCAGGCUCUUACUCCUUCUUUACUGCUCUCUCACGGCCGCCCAAGCCGCUAAACCCAAAGUCCCGAGCGGCACACACCUCAACUCCAUCCGCAUCGACGGGGAUAUCUCCCUGGGAGGCCUGUUCCCCGUGCACUCCAGGGGCAACGAAGGCAAGGCCUGCGGGGAGCUGAAGAAGGAGAAGGGGAUCCAUCGUCUGGAGGCCAUGCUGUUCGCCCUGGACCGUAUCAACAACGACCAUUCCCUGCUUCCCAAUAUCACGCUGGGGGCGCGCAUCCUAGACACGUGUUCCCGGGAUACCCACGCCCUGGAGCAGUCACUCACCUUCGUCCAGGCUCUCAUCGAGAAGGAUGGGACGGACGUCAAGUGUCUCGGCGGGGGGGCACCCAUCAUCACCAAGCCUGAGAGGGUGGUGGGAGUCAUCGGAGCCUCGUCCAGCUCUGUGUCUAUCAUGGUGGCCAACAUACUGCGGCUCUUCAAGAUCCCCCAGGUGAGUUAUGCCUCCACGGCACCGGAGCUGAGCGACAACACACGUUACGACUUUUUCUCGCGCGUGGUGCCCCCAGACACCUACCAGGCACAGGCCAUGGUGGAUAUCGUCAAGGCCAUGCACUGGAACUUUGUCUCCACCGUGGCGUCCGAGGGGAACUAUGGAGAGAGCGGUGUGGAUGCCUUCAUACAUAAGGCUCGAGAGGACGGAGGUGUGUGUAUCUCUCAGUCGGUCAAGAUUCCCCGUGAGCCAACGCCUGGAGAGUUUGGCAAGGUCAUCCGCCGACUAAGAGAAAACCCAAACGCAAGGGUGGUCAUCAUUUUUGCCAAUGAGGAUGAUAUUAGGCGGCUACUCCAAGCAGCCAAGAAGGCCAACCAGACUGGCCAUUUCAUCUGGGUGGGCUCAGACAGCUGGGGCUCAAAGAUAUCCCCAGUGUUACACCAAGAGGAGAUGGCAGAGGGAGCUGUCACCAUCCUGCCCAAACGCCAGUCCAUCAGAGGGUUUGAUCGUUACUUCAUCAGCCGCACACUGGAGAACAACAGGAGAAAUAUCUGGUUUGCUGAGUUCUGGGAGAACAACUUCGCUUGCAAGCUGAGCCGACACGCUUUGAAGAAAGGUUCCGGGCUGAAGAAAUGCACAAAUCAGGAGCGGAUAGGGAAGAACUCCAACUACGAACAAGAGGGGAAGGUGCAGUUUGUGAUCGAUGCAGUCUAUUCCAUGGCCCACGCGCUGCACAACAUGCACAGGGAGCUCUGUCCAGGGAAGGUGGGCCUUUGCUCUAGGAUGGAUCCCAUCAACGGCACUCUGCUGCUCAAACACAUCCGGAUGCUUAACUUUGCAGGUAUUGCUGGCAACCCAGUGCUUUUCAAUGGGAAUGGAGACGCCCCUGGUCGCUAUGAGAUUUACCAGUAUCAGAUCAGAAACCGAACAGCUGAGUACAAAGUCAUCGGGCGCUGGACCGACAAGCUCUAUCUGAAUAUCCGAGCAAUGCACUGGCCAGGUGGAGGUCGUCAGAUCCCUUACUCCAUCUGCAGCCACCCAUGCCAGGCCGGAGAGCGCAAGAAGAUAGUGAAGGGCAUCCCUUGCUGCUGGCACUGCGAGCGCUGCGACGGCUACCAAUACCAGGCAGACACUUACAGCUGCAAGAUGUGUCGCUUUGACCUGCGUCCCAACGAGAACCACACGGCCUGCCGUCCCAUCCCCAUUGUCAAGCUGGAAUGGAGUUCCCCCUGGGCCGUCAUACCGGUCCUCAUCUCCGUGGUGGGCAUCAUGGCCACUCUGUUUGUGGUGGUCACCUUUAUCCGCUACAAUGACACGCCCAUCGUCAAGGCGUCAGGCCGCGAGCUCAGCUACGUUCUACUGACGGGUAUCUUCAUGUGCUACGCCACCACUUUUCUCAUGAUAUCUGCCCCUGAUGUGGGCAUCUGCUCCCUCAGACGGAUCUUCCUSGGUCUGGGGAUGAGUAUCAGCUACGCAGCCCUGCUCACCAAGACUAACCGCAUCUACCGCAUCUUCGAGCAGGGAUCCAUGUCGGUGAGCGCCCCCAGGUUCAUCUCCCCAGCCUCCCAGCUGGUCAUCACCUUCAGCCUGACUUCGGUGCAGCUACUGGGGGUGUGUAUCUGGUUUGGCGUGGACCCGUCUCAGGCCAUCAUCGACUACGAGGACCAGCGCAUGGCCAAUCCGGACAUGGCCCGUGGCGUGCUCAAAUGUGACAUCUCUGACCUUUCUCUGAUUUGCCUGCUUGGCUACAGCAUGUUGCUAAUGGUCACCUGCACAGUGUACGCCAUCAAGACUCGAGGCGUGCCGGAGGCCUUCAACGAGGCCAAGCCCAUCGGCUUCACCAUGUACACCACCUGUAUCAUCUGGCUGGCCUUCAUCCCCAUCUUCUUUGGUACCUCCCAGUCCACAGAGAAGGUAAGCUCAGAGAUGUACAUCCAGACKACCACGCUGACCAUCUCUGUGAGCCUGAGUGCGUCUGUCUCUCUGGGGAUGCUGUACAUGCCCAAGGUCUACGUGAUCCUCAGGCACCCYGAACAGAACGUGCCCAAACGCACACGCAGCCUCAAGGCUGUGGUCACAGCUGCCACCAUGUCCAACAAGUUCAACCCCAAGGCGAGCCUACGUCCCAACGGAGAAGCCAAGUCCGAGUUGUGUGAGAGCCAGGAAACACAAGCUUUCUCCACAAAACAAACAUACAUCAGCUACAGCAACCAUGCAAUCUAGGAGAGGAAGGCCAUGGUCAUUGCUCAGGACYGUCACCUCGUGGAGCAUUUUCUUAUGCAGUGGAAAUGGGGGGG